GCGGCUCUCGCGAGAGCCUGGCGCGCGGGGCGGGGGGGGCGGCGGGAGCCCCAGCGCGAGCGGCGCCAGCGCGCGGACCCGGCCCGGCGCCCUCAGGCUGCAGGAGGGAAGGAUGGGGGACGACAGACCCUUCGUGUGCAGCGCCCCGGGCUGCGGGCAGAGGUUCACCAACGAGGACCACCUGGCUGUGCACAAGCACAAGCACGAGCUGACCCUCAAGUUCGGCCCCGCUCGCACCGACUCCGUCAUCAUCGCAGACCAGACUCCGACCCCGACCCGGUUCCUGAAGAACUGUGAGGAGGUGGGGCUGUUCAACGAGCUGGCCAGCUCCUUCGAGCACGAGUUCAAGAGAGCUGCUGAGGAUGAGGAGAAAAAGGGCUCCGGGGCCCUGGACAUGUCCCUGCCCUCCACUCCGGACAUCAGGAUCAAGGAGGAGCAGCCGCUGGACGUGGACUCGUCCCCGCCCGACAGCCCCGGGGGCUCCCCCCGGGACAGGGACAGGGACAGGGACAAGGACAAGGACAGGGACAGGGACAGGGACAAGGCCGUGAUCCUGUCCACGCCCACGCCCACCAUCGUGCGGCCGGGCUCGCUGCCGCUGCACCUGGGCUACGAGCCCCUGCCCCCCGCGCUGCCCUCCCCCACCUCCGUCAUCACCCAGGCGCCCCCGGCCAGCCGGCAGCUGGGGUCUCCCUCGGGCUCCCUCCCCCUCGUGGUUCAGCUCGCCAAUGGCCAGACCGUGCCCGUGCUGCCCGGGCCCCCCCUGCAGAUGCCGUCGGUCAUCUCGCUGGCCCGGCCCGUGCCCGUGGUGCCCAACAUCCCCGGCAUCCCCGGGCCCCCCAUCCACAGCAGCGGCUCCGUCUCGCCCUCGGGGCUCCCGGUGCACUCUGAGGCCAAAAUGAGGCUGAAGGCCAGCCUGGCAGCGUCCUCCUCGCUGAACGGCAGCAGCCUGGCCGUGGGCUCGGCCAGCACCAUGGUGACAGCGCGGCCGGAGCAGAGCCAGACCCUGGUGCAGCACCCCGACGCCCCCUCCCCUGCCCAGCCACAGGUGUCCCCAGCCCAGCCCACGCCCAGCACGGGCGGGCGCCGCAAGCGGGCAGCGGACGAGGACCCGGACGAGCGGCGGCAGCGAUUCCUGGAGCGGAACCGCGCGGCCGCCUCGCGCUGCCGGCAGAAGCGCAAGCUGUGGGUCAGCUCGCUGGAGAAGAAAGCCGAGGAGCUGACGAGCCAGAACAUCCAGCUCAGCAACGAGGUGACGCUGCUCAGGAACGAGGUGGCUCAGCUGAAGCAGCUGCUGCUGGCCCACAAGGACUGUCCUGUCACAGCCCUGCAGAAGAAGACUCAGGGCUACCUGGAGAGCCCCAAGGAGAGCUCGGAGCCCACGGGCUCCCCGGCCGCCGUCAUCCAGCACAGCUCGGCCCCCAACGGGCUGAGCGCGGCUCGCUCGGCCGCCGAGGCCGUGGCCAGCUCGGUGCUGGCCCAGAUGGCCGGGCAAAGGACAGAGCUGGCCGUGCCCGCGGCCGCGCACGUCAUCAUGGCCCCACAGUCCCAGUCUGCCGGCAGAUGAUGGCCAGAGCCCCGGAGCGCCCCGGACUGACCGCAGCCCGAGUGACCGCUGCCCCGGGCUGGCCACAGCCCCGAGUGACCGCUGCCCCGGGCUGGCCACAGCACCAGGACUGACCACAGCCCCGAGUGACCGCUGCCCUGGGCUGGCCACAGCCCCGAGUGACCGCUGCCCUGGGCUGGCCACAGACUGACCACAGCCCCGAGUGACCGCUGCCCUGGGCUGGCCACAGCCCCGAGUGACCGCUGCCCCGGGCUGGCCACAGCACCAGGACUGACCACAGCCCCGAGUGACCGCUGCCCCGGGCUGGCCACAGCCCCGAGUGACCGCUGCCCCGGGCUGGCCACAGACUGACCACAGCCCCGAGUGACCGCUGCCCCGGGCUGGCCACAGCCCCGAUGACCGCUGCCCUGGGCUGGCCACAGCCCCGAUGACCGCUGCCCCGGGCUGGCCACAGACUGACCACAGCCCCGAGUGACCGCUGCCCCGGGCUGGCCACAGCCCCAAGACUGACCACAGCCCAGAGUGGCCACAGCUCAGAGUGGCCACAGCCCCAGACUGACCACAGCCCCAGACUGACCACCGUGGGCCUGCCAGGAUCUCUCCUGUCUCCUCUGGGUUUUUACUCUUUUUGUUUUGUUUUCACUUACGGGCAGCUCUGGCGCGGUCCCGGCCCCGGAGCCCCCGGGCAGGGCGGGCUCUGCUGAACACUGAACCCUGCGGGAGCUGCCACCCUCCUGUCCCUGGGCAGGGGCUGUGACACUUGUCCUGUCCCCUGGGCAGGGGCUGUGACACUUGUGCUGUCCCCUGGGCAGGGCCUGUGACACUUGUGCUGUGUCCUGUGACACUCCGUGCUGUCCCCUGGGCAGGGGGCUGAGACCCUCUGUGCUGUCCCUGUGACACUCCGUGCUGUCC
Molecule: messenger RNA, 2479 nt
Organism: Oenanthe melanoleuca
Lineage: Eukaryota; Metazoa; Chordata; Aves; Passeriformes; Muscicapidae
Product: cyclic AMP-dependent transcription factor ATF-7-like
Exons: 15
Coding region: 113-1567 (484 amino acids)
Biological process (GO): regulation of transcription by RNA polymerase II
Molecular function (GO): cAMP response element binding; DNA-binding transcription factor activity, RNA polymerase II-specific
Source: RefSeq, a predicted model, not a curated record